This is a messenger RNA of Thlaspi arvense, 1032 nucleotides long. NCBI's taxonomy places the organism in Eukaryota, Viridiplantae, Streptophyta, Magnoliopsida, Brassicales, Brassicaceae. The record is from the annotation of a GenBank genome assembly.
AUGAACGACAAGAACACCGUUCAUGUUAAAAAAGUAUACCAAGAUCAUAAGCAGAAAUCGAACAACGAGAAUGCACCUGAUACAAUGGAGGAGGGGGAGAGCUAUAGCUAUAGCUUGGUGGUGGUGACGAUUUGUAAACAUAUGGAGGAGGUGGCGAAGAUUUGUAAACGUAGGGAGAAGGUGGUGGCGACUUGUAAACAUAUGGAGGAGGUGGCGGAGAGCUAUAAACGUAAGGAGGUGGUGGUGGCGACUUGUAUACGUAUGGAGGAGGUGUCGGAGAGCUGUAGAUGUAAGGAGGAGGUGGUGGCGAUUUGUAAACAUAGGGAGGAGGUGGUGGAGAGCUAUAGACAUAUGGGGGAGGUGGUGGUGACUUGUACACGUAUGGUGGAGGUGGUGGAGAGCUGUACACAUAAGGAGGAGGUGGUGGCGACUUGUAAACGUAUGGAGGAGGUGGUGGAGAGCUAUAGACGUAUGGAGGAGGUGGUGGUGACUUGUAAACAUAUGGAGGAGGUGGGGGAGAGCUAUAGACGUAUGGAGGAGGAGGUGGAGAUUUGUAAACAUAGGGAGGAGGUGGUGGAGAGCUAUAGACGUAUGGAGGAGGUGGUGGUGACUUGUAAACAUAUGGAGGAGGAGGGGGAGAUUUGUAAACAUAGGGAGGAGGUGGUGGAGAGCUAUAUACGUAUGGUGGAGGUGGUGGUGACUUGUAAACAUAUGGAGGAGGUGGUGGAGAGCUGUACACAUAAGGAGGAGGUGGUGGCGACUUGUAAACAUAGGGAGGAGGUGGUGGUGACUUGUAAACAUAUGGAGGAGGUGGUGGGGAGCUGUACACGUAAGGAGGUGGUGGUGGCGACUUGUAAAUGUAGGGAGGAGGUGGUGGAGAGCUAUAGACGUAUGGAGGAGGUGGUGGCGACUUGUAAACAUAUGGAGGAGGUGGUGGGGAGCUGUACACGUAAGGAGGAGCUGGUGGAGAGCUAUAGACGUAUGGAGGAGGUGGUGGAGAUUUGUAAACAUAUGGUGGAGAGUGUUAAAUAA